This is a messenger RNA of Micromonas pusilla CCMP1545, 285 nucleotides long. RefSeq lists its product as uncharacterized. Gene Ontology annotation, molecular function: microtubule binding. NCBI's taxonomy places the organism in Eukaryota, Viridiplantae, Chlorophyta, Mamiellophyceae, Mamiellales, Mamiellaceae. The annotation marks the transcript as partial. The transcript has a single exon. The record is from RefSeq and is a predicted model, not a curated record.
UGGUACACGUGGACGUCGCCGCUCGGUUUCGAGCUCAUGGGGAUAUGGAGAGAGGGCCAGGACGGGACGGACAUCAACGGCGUGUGGAGGACGCAGGAUGGCGCGCACGUCGUCUCCGCGGAUGACAGCGGGUUAGUCCGCGUGAUGAACUAUCCGUGUCCGGUCGAACGCGCGCUGAGCGCGGACGAGCGCGCGCACUCGUCGCACGUCACCGCGGCGAAAGGGUCGUGGUGCGAUGAUUGGGUCAGCAGCACCGGCGGGCGGGACUGUUCCGUGAUGCAGUGG